UAAAAAAUAUGAGGAAUGUUACAUAACUAUUACUUGGUGAUAUCGGGGAGGGUAAAAUGCAUAAUGGAUUUCGAAAGGAAACCGAUGCAAUAGUUUCUCAAAUAGAAAAUGUCAUAGUAAACAAAGAACGAACUCUUGAAGAAAAGUCGCAGUACAAUUGUAUUUGCUGGAAUGAGUGUUUUGAAUAGAAAAGGCACGAACUCACAAUAAAACUUAAAGAAGAUCGAAAAAUAGUUCACCACCAAGUUAAAAUCACAAAGGGAUACAGAAAUUCAUCACCCCAAGGAUUAUAAACGAGGAUACAGAACAUAAAUCAAAAGACUCACCACUCAAGGACGCAUCCAAGAGAUACAAAGUUUAAGGGAGUUCUCCAAGAGAGCUUCUGCCAAGAUAUUAUCAGUUUUCUAAAGUUCUUUAUAAGUCCUAAAUACCAAAAUAAAUACUAGUGCAUGAAACAACCCUUCAUGCAUAAGAAAUUUCAAAAUUAAGUGUUUAUAGCUACUAACCAACUCCUUUAAUGUAUUCUUUGAUCAUGAAGACAUGUUUAUAACUACUACCCAACUCUUUUAAUGUAUUCCUUUGUCACGAAGAAAAGUACCUUGAAACAGUUUUAACUUGUAGGGAAUAUACUGAUAAGCUGUCAUAUUUGAAUGAGUUGAGUUACUGUCAUAUUUGAAUGAGUUGAGUUAAAGAAGACAUCAUUAUUGGCCGAAAAAAAUAUCAUAUUAUAGUAAAUUAGACACUUCCGUGUCACUUGGUCUAGGUGAGUGAUUGCUUUUUUUUUUUUUUGUUAUAAUUGCUCUUCAAUGCCAUGAUCAUGUGACGUUAUUAGAAUAAACAUAUCAUCAUAUUAUGAGUUGUUGAAGACAUGCUUUUGUUACUUUGUUGAGGUUCAAAGACAAGUCUCCUGCUUGCUAUUAAAGUUCAUCUUAUGUGGAGUUAUAUUAUUUCAUGGAUGGCUCACCCUCCUAGGCACAAUUAUUUCACUAACUCCAAUGCGCUGAUCACCCAACAACGAUGGGUACCAAUGGGAAGUACUGCAAUGGGUACCAAUUAUUCACUUAUACAUUCCCCUUCCAAGUCCUCUCUUAGAACAUGUCAUGAGAAAAAUUUGGAGCCUUUGUCAUGCACCAUAGUCCCACUUCGAAUCAUUUGUCCCACAUGCCAGCACCAAUAUACAUUCAUGAGUAUAUGACAAUACUUCAGUCACAUUCAUCUGUACACACUAAUGCCCCAGUCAAAGCCCUAAGGAGCUGGGCUUUGGGUGAGUUUGAAUAAUUGUGUCCAGAAGCAGGUCAGAUUCUGAUUUCAGAAAUCAGAAUCAGAAUAAUUGUGUCCAAAGCCCUGCUUCCACUGCAUCGUCCUGCUUGGCUCCAACCCUGACGGCCAGCUUCUGUGACGUGGGGCCCGCUCAGGAUGGCAGUUCCUAGACUGGGCCCCCCGUGCGGGCUUCCAGUGGUGUUGGGCAAUGUGACCCACAGAGGAUCGCCUCAAGUAUAUUGGCAGGAAGAGGCAAUCUGGGGGACCAGCAGCUGCUGAGAGUUCACUGGUGGAGUGCUUCAGUCCAUGAUGGUCAUCAGAAUAAUUGUGUCCAAAGCCCUGCUUCCACUGCAUCGUCCUGCUUGGCUCCAACCCUGACGGCCAGCUUCUGUGACGUGGGGCCCGCUCAGGAUGGCAGUUCCUAGACUGGGCCCCCCGUGCGGGCUUCCAGUGGUGUUGGGCAAUGUGACCCACAGAGGAUCGCCUCAAGUAUAUUGGCAGGAAGAGGCAAUCUGGGGGACCAGCAGCUGCUGAGAGUUCACUGGUGGAGUGCUUCAGUCCAUGAUGGUCACUGUCACCAAAAAGAGGCUGUUAUACUAGCUCGCAUCAAGGUAUUUACGUCGGAGGCAUCCAAAAAUAAUUGUGGGCUCGCUACCAACGUAGAAGGAUACCAUUUGAAGCAUGCGUACCUGUGAAGUUUACUGCCGCCUUCUCCAAGAACCAUUCUUGGUACUUGCAUCUGCCCGCAGCUGCCGAGUCUCCUUCCACCGUUGCAAACGGCAUUGAAGGCGCCGCUUGAUAUGGCAACAUCUGCCUCAAAAAAUGUCUUAUCUCGCACACCAAUUCAGAUUCGGUGCCAGCCCACCGUUUUGGCCUCCUGGUCUUUUAAGUUUUCUAAUGCUCAUCUACUCUCCUGAUAGAUAGACUGCGAGAAGAAACCACGCCAGUAUUUGGUAUAGGAUGUACAUGUCGCCUCUCGCACAUGCAGUAUCUGUCAGAUAUUAAAUGCCUCAUCUCCUCCCAUGGAUCCAUUUUGGCCUUGUUUGCUUUCUUCGUCUCUAUAAAUUCUUCCCCUGUGAAUGCUUCGUCUAAUCACAGUCUUGAAGGUCUAAAACCACACACAAUGGAGGGUUUAUGGUGGAAGCACUCCGGUUUUGAACACUGGCUUCUCUGCGUGAAAAUUGUGAGGAAAGUAGCCUUCGCUGUCCUUACUUGCACCUUUGCUUUGUGUGGAUCCUUGGUUGGGUUGAUAUCAGGUGCAGUCAAGGGCCAAACUACAGAGACUGGCCUGUUCCGAGGUGCUGGGAUUGGAGCAAUUUCCGGCGCAAUCGUCUCAGUGGACGUCUUGGAAUCCUGCUUCCAGGGAGAGAUUUUAUCCAAGCUAGACAUCUUUGACAGCCUUCUUGAUGGAAAGAUAUUUCGAGAAUGGGUCAGCCCAGCAUUGCUCAAAGCAUACCAAUGGCAAAUCAAUGCAACCGAACCCAGCUACAGAGACAGUUCAGAUAUCUUUGAUGUAAACAAGGACAAGGGUCUAUUACCAAAUGUUAUCAGAAAGUUGCCCAUGUUUGAGAUCAGUCCUAAGGAGACAAUUGAUUCUUGUGGGAAGACAAUAUGCUGUGCCGUCUGCCUGCAGUGUAAACUACUACUUGAAACAAAGAAGUUGAGGAGGUCCCCAGCUAAUCUGAUUCCAGGUUCUUUCAUCAAGAUUAAUUUCCAUGUUACAAAUAUUUUAAUAAGGAAUCUGCAUUUAACUCUAUGAAUGUUUGAAAAUUUUCCUACUUGAAGAAAAUAAGUCGAAGGUAAAGAUGAGGAGUAGACACACAUUUGAUGAGGACAUAUCUGGAUCUAAAAACUGACAUAUGUUCCCUCUCUUGUCUUGCAUCUUGCUGUUGGAAAUGCAUGUAUCUACCAUUAUUUUCUGCUACUAAGUAGAACCUACUUGCUGGCAUGAGUGAAUUGUCCAAAGGCAUUGCCAUAGACAAUUAACAACCACACAUUUCACCAAAGGAACCAUUUUUUCCUUCUGAACUUCUCUGAUAUGUUUCAUUUAGAUUCUUAAUUGUUAAAUGUUUUUAGAAUAUUUUGGUGGAAAUUCCUAAUGUCAUUUACAUCUCCAUUUCUUCUUGCCAUUCAUUUUAUAAAGUUCUGCCUUACCUACAUUUUUCAAAGUCUAAUACAAAGAAUAUUCACAGGAUUUCAUCAACGGUGAAGACGCAAGAAGAUUGCCGAUUUGUACACACCUUUUUCAUGUGGUCUGCAUUGAUUUGUGGCUUGUAAAACAUGGUUCCUGCCCUACUUGCAGGCAAGAGGUUUCAGGCUGGAGUUAGUAUC
Musa acuminata AAA Group (dessert banana) is the source of this 3591-nucleotide messenger RNA. Its product is annotated as NEP1-interacting protein 1-like. The transcript has 6 exons. Lineage: Eukaryota; Viridiplantae; Streptophyta; Magnoliopsida; Zingiberales; Musaceae. Bases 2243 to 3019 code for a protein of 258 amino acids. The record is from RefSeq and is a predicted model, not a curated record.